CAAAGCAGAUAUGCUUUUAGGAAUGAGCUAGGAUAUUUUUAAUGUCGAUGUCCAGGAACCCAUAUAAUGACAAUUCCAAGGAAUAAGCAUUUCAAUUCUUAUUGUCCACCGGAACGUAAGGGAACCCAUACAUAGCCUCAGGGCGGCAUCCUAAAAAAGGCGAAGAAAGCUUCGUGUUUUAAAGUUUUUCUUAGCUAAAUGGCGGGGCUUUUCCCUCAGUACAAAGGAUUCUGUUGUAGGCGUUGGUGUUAGGAACACGUGAAGGGCAGUGGUUGCAUUCCUUUGUUCGGGGUGGAUCGAAGUGAAGAGCAAGACGAAGAGCUGAAUGAGAAUGAAUCAGCCGCAGGAUCAGCACGGAUGCUGCUUUAGUCACGUAUCCUGACUUUUACUGUCGCAAUCCAAUGAAAGGAAAAGAAAACAUACAUACGCACAGAGGUGCAUUAUUAUGAUGAAGCAAUCGCUUCAGGAUUGGCACAUCUUCCCAGAACAUUUCAUCAGUGCAGUCAUAAACAAGCUCAACACUAUCAACGCAUUGAAUAGUAUGGGGCGGUGAGACUGGCUGCUAUUCACCAGUAAUCGGAGAACAGCUUUAAGGCGAUCUUUCAAGGACGUCAGUAGUUCUACCUAAGUAGCCCCCGCGCCCCCAUCCAACCAUUUAAUGGACCCAGUUCUUAGUAUAACAUGUCAACUCUCACAGUGGAUGUGGCAUCGCUGGCUAGGUCAGCAUUCAUUGCUCAUCUGUAACUGCCCAGAGGAAUUUGAGAGUCAACUACAUUUCUAUGGAUCUGGAGUCAAAUGUUAUCAAAGGGAUUAUAGUCUGAUCAACAAAAAUGCCCAUGAUCUGAGCUCCCAACUGCAAAAGCAAUUUAUGUAGCUUUGUUUAAAACAAAACUAGCUGUGAAGAUCACUGUAAGAUUAGGGUCACCGAUUUCAUUGUGUCAUGAAUAGUGAAAAUGUAGAAAUAGAAACCUCUAAUGGAAGAAAAACUUUCAGUGAUAAAUAUAAUAGAAAAUAGUUUAAAAAAAAAUCUGCAUAAUCAGAAACUUGCAAAGAACAAAGCAAACAUCAUGGAAGCUCAAAGACCAACACUUCAAAAUGAACCAACAUUGGUUGGAUCUUGCAUUUCUGGAGAAAAAAUGAUGGUGUUAGCUCCUGCUUUAGAAAAUAUGGGUGAAUCUUUUUCUGCGGAUGACAGCAUCCUAAGUGACGACCUGAGCACUGGCUCUCUCAAACAGAAAUCUUUAAGCUGCCGAAGAAAACGAGAAUUCAUACCUGAUGAGAAAAAAGAUGCAUUGUAUUGGGAAAAGAGAAGAAAAAAUAAUGAAGCAGCCAAAAGGUCUCGUGAGAAACGACGUUUGAAUGAUAUGGUUUUAGAGAACAAGCUGAUGGCUUUGGGUGAAGAAAAUGCACGACUGAAAGCAGAACUUCUUGCUUUGAAACUAAAAUUUGGAUUAAUCACUGCAGCAUUUUAUGAGCAGGAGAUACAAAAUCUUGGAAAUGCUUCAGGGCCAUGUUUUCAAGACUAUAAACCCUCUGGUAUAAAUUUAACUUCUUUUGCUCCUGAUCAUGAGCGUGGUUUUCUUGGAAAUGGAUGUAUUUCAGUCAUUAAACAUUCACCACCAAGUUCAUUGUCAGAUGUUUCGGAAAUAUCAUCAAAUGCCCGGGAAAGUCCUCUUCUUCAAGUAGCAUGUAAAAGCCCAAAAGGCACCUUCAAGGUCAUAAAACAAGAGCCUCUGGAGUUCAAAGUAGAUUCUGAAACUUGUUUGCGAGACCCCAGAGAGGGAAAUGGUUCUUUUGUGUCAUCCAUGUAUAGAAAUUGUAUUGGCAGCACCUUCAGCAGGAACUAUUCACAUUCACCACCUUCCAUACAGAUUGCUAGGUCAUCAAGUAAUUCGCCAAGAACAUCAGAGGCUGAUGACAGUACGUUAGGAAAACCUACAUCUGAAGAAGAAGGUGAAGAUGAACAGCAAGUGCCUAAAGGCCCAAUCUCUCCUCCUAUGGAAUCCAAAAUUGUGCACAAUGCCACAGUUAAGGUUCCUGAAUCAAACUCUUCUGCACUGCCUCACAAACUUCGUAUCAAAGCUAGGGCAAUCCAGAUUAAAGUGGAGAAUGUGGAAGCAUAUUAUGAAACACCAGAGAAACAGCCAUCAUCUGCCAGUACUAUUUCUGCUAAAAUGUCUUAUCCAUUGAACACAGCAGAAAUGUUUAAAUGCAAUGCUUCAAAUUCAGUACAUCCUGCCUUAGCUCCUUUGUCUAUUCAAGUAGCAAACAUCAACGAUUGGUCUCACAAACCAGAAUUUUGGCAUCAAAAAGUAAGUGAAGAGAAAUUGGAAGGGGCUUAUAAACACGUCCGGUUAUGUUCCCCUGUUGCACUAGCAAACCAGUCACUUGCUGCUGGAAAAGACUCUACCUUCAUUAAUCAAGGAGUACAACUGGAAUCAGAAAACUUGUACUUAAAACAAGGCAUUGCAAAUUUAAGUGCAGAAGUAGCUUCACUGAAAAAACUCAUAGAAAAGCAACAGGCUGUUACUUCAGACUCUGGCAAAAGCACUACUGAGAAAAGAUUUGCCAACUGACGUGGCAAAUGAAGUAGAGUGGUUACUUUUAUAUAAUUCUAAAUUUUCACUGGAACAAUUUUGUUUUUUCAUUGUAAUCAAAUUGUAAUUCCUUGCAAAUGCUCACAUAUUGUCUGAAUUGUACACCUUGUGAUACACCGGUUGUACUGUACAAUGGGAGCAUUCAUUUCUGUAAUUUCAAUUACUUGAUACAAAGCUAUGGAUGAUUCUUCCGUCCUUACGUUUUGUUCAACAUCCAAUAUUGAAAUAUCAUGUAUACCCAAUUAAACAGUUGAUGAACACUGAGACUUGCUUGAAUUUUUUUUACUUAAUAUUUCAGGAAUUAUCAACAAACAGUGUUAAGUCUGGAUAUUUUAGCUAUUUUAGUUUGAAACGGAUAAUUGUUCACUUGUAAGCAAUGACUUAAGUAUCAAAACUGGGAAAGAUCCUACGUUUAAGAAAAAGUUCUCCUUGGUAUAGAGCACAUUUUAGUCAACAUUUAUCACAUGGAUGUUGAAGACAGGCAAA
Messenger RNA from Stegostoma tigrinum, 3083 nucleotides. It is a transcript of the gene nfil3, whose product is annotated as nuclear factor, interleukin 3 regulated. Gene Ontology annotation, cellular component: nucleus. The transcript has 3 exons. The record is from RefSeq and is a predicted model, not a curated record. Gene Ontology annotation, biological process: regulation of DNA-templated transcription; DNA-templated transcription; circadian rhythm. Gene Ontology annotation, molecular function: DNA-binding transcription factor activity; DNA binding. The coding region runs from base 975 to 2576 and encodes 533 amino acids. Lineage: Eukaryota; Metazoa; Chordata; Chondrichthyes; Orectolobiformes; Stegostomatidae.